AUGGAGUACUUCACUCGAAUGCUAACCCUCACAAACCAGAUGAAGAACUAUGGUGAUAGGAUAGAAGAUGCAAUGAUAGUGGACAAGAUUUUGAGAACCUUAACCCCAAGGUUUGAUCACAUUGUUGUUGCAAUUGAACAAGGAACAGACCUUGAGGGAAUGAAAGUAGAAGAGCUACAAGGGAUUCUUGAAGCACAAGAAAUAAGACUCAAUGAAAGAAAUUCAUUGAGAUCCUCAAACCAAGCUUUGCAGGCUCAAACUUACAAAGGGAAUUCUAGUGAUAAAGACAAAAACAAGAAAGGCAAGGGAAAUUGGAAGAAAGGGAAGAAUCAAAGUGAAGGAUUGAAUUCUGCACCUAAACAACAACAAAAUUCUAAAGACAACAAUAAAAAUUUUGGCCAUUUUGCAAGAGAGUGCAAAGACAAAAAGGUGCCAAGGAACGUUGAUGAAACUCAAUUGGCACAAGAUGAAGAUUCUAACUCUAAUAAUGUGUUGUUGAUGGCAACAACCAAUAUUAAAAAUAAGAAUGUGAACUUGUGGUAUUUGGACACGGGUUGUUCCAAUCAUAUGACCGGACACAAGGAGUGGUAUGUUUCCAUUGAUAAUAAGGUGAAGAGCAUAAUUAAAUUUGCAGAUAACAACUCUAUGAAUGCAAAAGGCAUUGGCAAAGUGAUCAUACAAAGGAAAGAUGGCCAGUAG
Glycine soja is the source of this 699-nucleotide messenger RNA. RefSeq lists its product as uncharacterized. The record is from RefSeq and is a predicted model, not a curated record. The transcript has 2 exons. The coding region runs from base 1 to 699 and encodes 232 amino acids. Lineage: Eukaryota; Viridiplantae; Streptophyta; Magnoliopsida; Fabales; Fabaceae.